Messenger RNA from Stereum hirsutum FP-91666 SS1, 1853 nucleotides. RefSeq lists its product as uncharacterized. Lineage: Eukaryota; Fungi; Basidiomycota; Agaricomycetes; Russulales; Stereaceae. The record is from RefSeq and is a predicted model, not a curated record. Bases 484 to 1668 code for a protein of 394 amino acids. The transcript has 4 exons.
AGCACCCACUACUACUUUUUAUGUCCAUUAAAUGGUCUCUUCUCCAAUGAUUCAAAUCUACGUUCGACGUCUCUACGGUCCUUUAUGUCUCUAUCUUAAAUGAUGGGGAAUAAUAUGUCAUGAUCUCUCUGAACUCGGCGCCACCCGUUUCAUGAGACCUCCAAGUUCAUCAUUGCAUCUUUCGCAUAUAUGAUGAAGGACAAACAAUGCUUCAGCAAUCCAGUUCUGGCUUGUACAGAAUCUAAGAAUGUCCGCAGAACUGCCACUUGCUCUCGCCGCCAUCACCAACUAUCUUUCGAGUCGGCACGUUUGAUCCUGGUCAUCAUAUCCUCCCACACCGGGAAUAUCACUGCAGGAGCAUCAAGACCUACGUUCUCGACUCCCCUGUGGAGUAUCCGGCAUCAAACCCUCACCGCAUUCUACGGUUUAUGACUGAGCGGUCUUGUUUCUCCUCCCAACUACUACCAGCAUCUCCUCUCCAACAUGCACCACCCGUAUGCUUUGCCUCGCAGGGCCACCUCGAGACUCCCGGACAAAGUGCGCCCUACCGCAUUACAUCGCCACUCUUCAGCCCCUGCUGUUCGGGCUCCAGAAACGAAGGCAGACACCACAAGCGUUGCUCGCCACACCGUGAUCACGGGACCACAAUCUUCGAAGCAUUUCGUCAAGCAGGAUGGCCCAAUAUCACUUGUGCUUGCUGGCCACUCAGGCGGUUUACAAGCUCCAAUCUACGCCAGCGGGAGCAUCAUUAGAGGUUUAGUUACUCUCGCGAAGGUCCAAGGGCUUGUGUCCAUCGAAGUCAAGCUACAGGGAUGUCUCAAGGUGAUGGAAACUGCAGGAGGUGGAUUCGGAAAAUCAGUCCUGGUCUCGGAAUCGCUCUAUAUGUGGGAGAAGAUGGAGCACUCCAGUACUGCGCCUUCGGAGUUCAACUUCAGUUGCCAGAUGCCGUCAUUUUAUCCAGAUCCCGAGGGUGGAUCCCCUCGACCCCUGCCACCAAGUUAUGAUGCUCGGUUGUCAGCCAUCCCAGGAUUUCGCGUCUGUGUACAGUAUGAAGUCGUUGUGUCGCUCACACGAGUGCGAGAGCUCCCAACGUUAUGGAGAAAUCGGGUGCGACCAAAGGCCUACCUUCCGUCGUCUAGAGUCACACCACUGAACAAGACCAUCCCAUUCACAGUCUCGCUAUUGGCCGCCGGCGAAUUCCUACUUCCGUUCCGUUCGAGCACGACUUCUCUCACAUCGUUCCAUCCUCUCUCACGGACACAUUCAGCACCGUCCUUUGUAUCACGUCUUGCUCCCAAUUCGAAACCGCCGUUGAAGGUACACCUCGAACGCCAUACAUUCACAAAAGCUCGGGCCACUGGUGUUCUCGUGUUUGGGACGUCCGAGAAUGGUAUCUCGUCGUCCGAAAUUCUCGCGGAAGGGUCUGUAUACCACACGGAGCAACGUGAAGGGUCUGUCAGCUGGAGCGGCGAGCUAAUGAUACCAGACUCUGUCGCGUGUGGUGGCUUCAGAACGGAACGUCUGAAGGUCGAGGAUAUCCUCGUUUUCACCAUUCGCCUGGCUGCGAUGGAGACGCAUGUGCUGCCAUUCAAGAUGAACAUACCCAUACAGCUGACAACCGAUUCUGCGAUGUCCAAGACUGCAGUGAAAGUUUCAGAGCCCUCGUAGCAAGCGCCAAUACUAAGAGCUCAUUCUGCCUAAUGUUUGCAGUAUGUUACAGAUGACUACUUGCAGCGAUUGUUCUAGAUAUCAGACUUGUAUAUCAACCCCUUAUUUCUCAGAAGCCUUGUGACUGUCCGACGCAUCUACGUCUCGCAAUUCGGUCACCUUGGGUUCAUCUGAAUGUAUCUUCG